AUGAAAGGAUUCAAGGUUUUUCUAAUCCUUGCCGUGCUCAUAGCUUCAGCCAUCACUACUCUCUCCGCAAUGCCAGACGAAGAAGAAUCAUUCUUCAACGAGGAAAACAAUACUGAUGCAAAGGACGAAACCAAGAACCAGUUUGGAAAAAGCACUUCCCUAAGAAGCCGCUUGCUUGCCUACGGGCCGCCUGCCACAACUUGCGACAAAAACCCUAAGGUUUGUCAGGCGUCGGGCAGCGCAGGGCCGGAUUGCUGCAACAAGAAAUGCGUGGACACAAACACAGACAGAGCAAACUGCGGCAAGUGUGGGAGGAAAUGCAAUUACUCAGAGAUUUGCUGCAAAGGUAAGUGUGUGGAUCCGAACUCGGACAACGAAAACUGCGGCAGCUGCAACAACACGUGCAAGAAAGGCACUUCAUCCAUGCUCAUUAUGGCUUUAGCCAUUACUCUCUCUACAACGGUACCAAACCAAAGAGAAGCAUUCUUCAGGCCAGGAUCGUCAACAAGCCGGUUCCUUGCCUCUCAGUUGUCUCCAGGUCGGGGUGGAUGCGACCAAAAUCCUCUUGCUUGUAAAGCCACUGAAGGCAGUGCCGGGCCAGAUUGCUGCAGCAAAAAAUGUGUGGAUUUGACAUAUCCAACUGUGGUUCUUGUGGGAAGAGAUGCAUCAGCUCAGAGAUAUGCUGCAACGCUCAUUGUAUGA
Prunus armeniaca (apricot) is the source of this 702-nucleotide messenger RNA. Lineage: Eukaryota; Viridiplantae; Streptophyta; Magnoliopsida; Rosales; Rosaceae. The record is from the annotation of a GenBank genome assembly.